AUGCGGAAGAACAAGAAAAAUAAGACGAUAGAGCUCUCGCCAAUUGACACUGUGGAGGACACAACAAGCAAAACGAUGGAAACAAAAAAAAAUGAGUCUCAAGCAAAAAGAACGUCAUUCACAGAGAGGAUCGAAAUAAUGAUCGGAACGAAAUCAAGAUACAAAGAGGAGGUAGAACCAACGGCCGAGAAAGGCAAAACAUUUGGAACAGUUUCCACUAUAACAACGGAAGCCAUUCCAGGCGAUGAGCAAAUCAAACAUGGGGCAACAGCUAACCACGAAAAAACAACCUCUCUCGAGCUGGGCGAUUUGAUGGCGAAGUUGGAUCAAAUCGACAAAAAACUGAAAUGCAGUGAAGAGGAUCGACAAGUAAUAAAAAAGGAAAUACGAUACAACAUAAACGAGAACCUAGACAAUUUCUUCCACCUGGCGAGCGCGAAGGAGGAAAAGCUACAGCAGAUGUCAGACAAGGUAGAGGCUACCAAUAAAGAGCGCGAGAAAAAUAUCAAAAAGGACAUGCAAGAAAUGAAGCCACGAUAUGACAUGGUGAACAACAAGUUAUGGGCUCUGGAGACGAGAAUAGACACAAUGAGCAAAGACCAGGCUGAAAGUUCACGUGCCAUACAGUCCAAACUAGAUGCUCUCUUGAGAAACUCUACAGCACAAGACAAGCUGGGAACAGACAGAACGCAAGUUGCAAAGAAGGAAGAGGAACGUGAUACUGCAGACAAGAUCUUCGAGAUAUUGUUGAACCGAUUUGCAUCAGGAAUGAAGGACCACCAAGCUAUGAUGAGAUUCGAAAAGAGAAGACAGAGGGACGAUGAAUCGAUCGAUGCGGAUCAUCACGUGGCGGAUUGCACGACGUACAAGCAAGGCAUGAAGAGUCUGGGAUAUGCGCCGGAUGAGGAAGAUAUGAGCCAGACGGACGAACUUGAGUUCUAUAGUGGCCUGAUCUUCAAGAUAGGUUCGAGAUGCUUCUGCGGCAAUCAAGAGGGCUACUUCAGGAUGGACUGUCCGUUGUUUUGGGAAACAGUGAAGAACCAAAGUCACCCCAAACACAAGUUAGCGCUGGCGGCGGUACAAAACACGAGGAACAGGCAAGCCAAGUUUGAAGCAAAAAACUCGGAGGCACCGAGUGCGGAACUACCGACAAAAACGGUGAAGGCUGUAGCGCAAGUCAAAAACAACAUAGAAACUGACGCCAGGAAUUCUCUAGAAAUAAAUUAUGAGAAAGCAGCUACGGAGGCUAUCAACAAAGUGAAACAAGACCUAGCAAUGAAAGAGAUUGAGCAACGACUAAAGCAGGAGAUCGAAAGGCAGAAGUUAAAUUAG
Symsagittifera roscoffensis is the source of this 1332-nucleotide messenger RNA. Its product is annotated as E3 ubiquitin-protein ligase bre-1-like. The record is from RefSeq and is a predicted model, not a curated record. The transcript has 3 exons. Bases 1 to 1332 code for a protein of 443 amino acids. NCBI's taxonomy places the organism in Eukaryota, Metazoa, Xenacoelomorpha, Acoela, Convolutidae.